AUGUCUUAUUAUGAAGCAUAUUUUUAAGUAAAUGCCUAUUUUAGCAUUACUGGAGAUUUAGAUAAAUAUUCUUUUGAAGGCUCCACACCUAAAUAUAAUAUGAUAACAAAUUAUGACAGUAUUAUCAGUACAAUCAAUAGUAUUAUCUAUUAAACAGGAGUAGUUUUAGAAAGAUAAGAUCCUUUGGAGUUUGACUUUGAAGUUAAGUUUGUUAUUACUGACUUGUCAACAGACUCUUAUAUUUAACUUUAUUUGCCUACUGUAUUGACAAAAAAAGGCACUUUUGAUUCCACAAACUAUUAAUCAGAAAAUGCUUCAAAUCCAAAUUAUGGUUUUCCUUCAUUUAUAAAUAUAAUCACUUCAGAUAAUUUUGGAAAAAAAGGUAUUAUUUCAAAUGCUUAAACAAAUAUUGUGAGAUUUUUGUCUAUUUACUCUUAUCAUGGAUUCUAAAAUAUAAUGAAUUUGCCUACUAAUAAUAUAGAUGAUUUCUAUUGCGGGUCAUCUUUGAAAAAAACUCGUUGCUAUUAUGCCGGAUAAGACGAUACUGUUGAUCCUAAAAGCUAAAUUUAUUUUAAUUAAUGGGCCAAAAUAGUAUUUGAGUUACCAAUAGAAGCAGAUUUAAUAGACAAUUUCCAAUUGAUUAUUCCAGAAAUAUUUAUACAAGGAUCUGAGUAUGAGUAUAAAUAUAGAAUCGAAGUCGGUUUUUACGAUAAAUAAUCAAGAAUUUUUACCGUCUAAUACACCUAAGAUACUUCAACUUUUGAAGCUAAAACGAUGAUUAAAUCUAAAAUUACAGGAGAUACUGUUACUAACAAUAAAUGUGAUGCUACUGAUAUCUAAAUUGUGGGAUAAGCAGGGGCCACAGCUCCUUAAAUUACUUUAAAUAUUGCUGUAUCAGAUACAUUUAAUAAUAAAGAUCCUAUAGUCAGUGCUUCUAUUUAUGGUUAAGCUUCUUUAAUAAUAAUUACUGAUUGGGAAUUCUGGCUUGAAAAUUAAUCUGAAUAUGCUUAUAUUAAUACAGCUGACCCUAAAAUAUUAGAUGAAAAUUUAUUGCCAGCUUCUUUAAGAUAUUUAGAUAGAAAAGGUUAGACUAGGUUUGCAGUUGUUUCAAUUAUUAAAUAUAAUCCAGGUAUUAUUGGAAGAUAUAGAACAAUUUAUUUCAGGUGA
Messenger RNA from Ichthyophthirius multifiliis, 1167 nucleotides. RefSeq lists its product as hypothetical. The transcript has 3 exons. Lineage: Eukaryota; Ciliophora; Oligohymenophorea; Hymenostomatida. The record is from RefSeq and is a predicted model, not a curated record.